This is a messenger RNA of Caenorhabditis elegans, 3295 nucleotides long. RefSeq names its product Huntington interacting protein related 1 (gene hipr-1). Bases 3 to 2768 code for a protein of 921 amino acids. Gene Ontology annotation, molecular function: actin binding; phospholipid binding; clathrin binding. Gene Ontology annotation, cellular component: cytoskeleton; presynapse. The record is from RefSeq and is marked reviewed. Lineage: Eukaryota; Metazoa; Nematoda; Chromadorea; Rhabditida; Rhabditidae. The transcript is spliced from 10 exons. Gene Ontology annotation, biological process: endocytosis.
GAAUGGAUCAUCGUGCUCAAGCGCGCGAGGUAUUCGUUCGAGCUCAACUGGAGGCUGUUCAGAAAGCGAUCACGAAAAAUGAGGUUCCAUUGAAACCAAAACAUGCGAGAACCAUAAUAGUAGGAACACACAAGGAGAAAUCAUCUGGAAUCUUCUGGCAUACUGUAGGACGGAUUCAGUUGGAGAAACAUCCUGUACUCACUUGGAAGUUCUGUCAUUUGGUGCACAAAUUGCUUCGAGAUGGACAUCGAAAGGUUCCUGAAGAGACUUACAGAUAUGUUAAUCGAUUCACUCAACUUUCUCAAUUCUGGAAACAUUUGAAUACAAGUGGAUAUGGUCCAUGCAUUGAGUCAUACUGUAAAUUACUUCACGAUCGAGUCACUUUUCACAACAAAUAUCCAGUUGUUCCGGGGAAGUUGGAUUUGAAUGAUUCACAACUGAAAACAUUAGAAGGAGAUUUAGACAAUAUGUUUGAGAUGACAAUUGAUAUGUUGGAUCAGAUGGAUGCACUUCUUGUAUUGCAGGAUAGAGUGUAUGAAAUGAUGAAUUCCCUACGCUGGAAUUCUCUAAUUCCACAAGGACAAUGUAUGCUUUCUCCACUGAUUAUUGCAAUUCUGGAUACCAGUAAAUUCUACGAUUAUCUCGUUAAAAUGAUCUUCAAACUUCAUAGUCAAGUUCCUCCAGAUGCAUUAGAAGGUCAUCGUUCCAGAUUCCGAACAAUUUUCGAGAGAACUAAGAAGUUUUACGAAGAAUCAUCGAAUCUUCAGUAUUUCAAAUAUCUUGUUUCAAUUCCAACAUUGCCAUCUCAUGCACCGAACUUCCUUCAACAAUCCGAUCUUGAAUCUUAUCGAACACCUCAUGCAUAUCUUCAUUCGGAAGGUUCAGAAGAUGGAACUUCUCUCAACGGACAUGACGGGGAAUUAUUGAAUUUAGCUGAAGCAGAGCCACAACAAGCGAGUCCAUCGAGUCAGCCAGAUCCUAGAGAAGAACAAAUUGUUAUGUUGAGUCGUGCUGUUGAAGAUGAAAAAUUUGCGAAGGAACGACUCAUUCAAGAAGCGCGCAGCCGCAUCGAACAAUAUGAGAACCGUUUAUUGCAAAUGCAAGGAGAAUUUGAUCACGCAAAACGAGAAGCUGAUGAGAAUCGAGAGGAGGCACAGAGACUGAAGAACGAGCUUGCACUUCGUGAUGCAUCAAGAACUCAGACAGACGAUGCACGUGUAAAAGAAGCAGAAUUGAAAGCAACGGCAGCUGAGGAAAGAUUUAAUAAAAUGAAAGGAGUUUACGAAAAGUUCCGAAGUGAACACGUUUUAGCGCUCACAAAAUUAGGAGAUAUUCAAAAACAACUAGAAGCUAGUGAAAAAUCGAAAUUCGAUAAGGACGAAGAGAUUACUGCUUUGAAUCGAAAAGUAGAAGAAGCUCAACGAGAAGCUGGAAGAGCUUUGACAAAGGCGGAGGGUGAUGCUGGAGCAGUUGAUGAGAUGAGAACUCAAUUGGUUAAGGCUGAUAUUGAAGUUGAGGAGCUGAAAAGGACAAUCGAUCAUCUUCGAGAAUCACACGCCAAUCAAUUAGUUCAAUCAUCUGCUGAAGAAACUAAUAAGAUCCGGCUCGCUGAGUUAGAAGUAGCCAAGGAAUCUGGUGUUGGAAUUACACAAAUGUUUGAUCAUUGUGAAGAUGCUCUACAGAAUGCUACGUCUAUCACUUAUCCUCCACAUCUCGCCCAGUCAGCAAUGAAUAAUCUCGUCAAUAUUCUCUCGAAUGAACGUCUUGAUGAACCACUCGCUACAAAGGAUAAUGUUUUCGCUGGACAUCUUUUAUCUACAACUCUCUCUGCUGCAGCUUCAGCUGCUUACACUGCAAGUAUCGAGAGUUAUGAAGGUGUAAAUGAUCAGUGCAAGAAGGUUCUGGCUGCUGCAAAAGUUGCAUUUUCUGAUGACAGUGCUCUUUCAAGAGCUGAUAAAAUGAAAUUACUUAGACAAGAUAUACAAACAUUGAAUUCAUUGAUGAUAUCACUUCCUCUUCAAACAGAUAUUGAUAAAGAUGUUGUUGGAAAUGAAUUGGAACAAGAAAUGAGACGAAUGGAUGAUGCUAUUCGAAGAGCUGUUCAAGAAAUUGAAGCAAUUCAAAGAAGAGCUCGUGAGAGUUCAGAUGGAAUUCGUCUUGAAGUGAAUGAAUCGAUUCUUGCAAAUUGUCAAGCUUUGAUGUCAGUAAUCAUGCAAUUAGUAAUUGCAUCAAGAGAACUUCAAACUGAAAUUGUCGCAGCUGGAAAAGCAGGAGGAUCGCCUGCAGAAUUCUACAAAAGAAAUCAUCAAUGGACAGAAGGACUCUUGUCAGCUGCAAAAGCUGUUGGUGUGGCUGCUAGAGUGUUGGUCGAGUCAGCUGAUGGUGUUGUGACUGGAAAAGGAAAAUUCGAGCAUUUGAUUGUUGCUGCUCAAGAGAUUGCAGCUUCAACUGCACAAUUAUUUGUUUCCAGCAGAGUAAAAGCUGACAAGGAUUCGUCAAAAUUGGACGCUCUCUCGGUUGCUGCAAAAGCCGUUAAUCAAAAUACUGCCCAGGUGGUUGCUGCUGUCAAAAACGGUCAAACAACUCUCAACGAUGAAGGUUCACUUGAUUUCUCAUAUCUUUCGUUGCACGCUGCGAAGAAAGAAGAAAUGGAAUCACAAGUGAAAAUGCUGGAAUUGGAGCAAAGUUUGAAUCAAGAAAGAGCAAAGUUGGCGGCUCUCCGCAAGCAGCAUUAUCACAUGGCUCAGUUGGUUGCGAACAAGAGCUAAUAGAAAACUGACUAUCGAAUUAGGAAUCAAGGAAUUUAAAGGUUUGAGCACUCCCCCCAAAAGCUCUCUUUUAACAUCACUCCCUAUGUUUGUAUCCCGUGCACAUUUACCAAGAAUACAAAAACAAGCUACACCUUAUUUGAAAAUUAUUACAACUCGUUUAAAUCAAUUUAAAUUUCAGGAAGGAGAAGAAGCUCAGGAAUAACCAACAAUCUAUCCGAGUAUUUCCAAAAUUGUACAAUCUUACUCAAAUUGCUUUUUUUUUAUACCAUAUUUAUAUACAUCAAUGCCUUACCCUCUUUUUUCACUAAAAUCUCAAAUUGCUCCACUGCUUAAUUUGUUUAUACCAAUUUUAUCGUCCCACUUUGAGAAACUAGUCACUCCCAGUGUCCUGUGAUUUCGGUGCCCAUCCAACAGUCUAUAGAGAAAUGUUUUAUAAUUUGUAAAUGUUUGUAAAUCUCUUAUUCUAAAAGCAUCCCCCUUAAAUUGUAAGAAACAACUUCUGAAUAUGAAAUUGAUUUCCAAAA